CAUGCUGUCUUUCAACCCCCACCAGGCAAGCGCGCGUGGUCAAUUCUCUCAUGUUCGCUGCUGCUCUGCGACCCGUUUGGUCUUCAUCUGCACGAAGCCUUUGGAAUACACCUCGCCAUCUCGCACGACGAUAUAAACACACCACCGCCGAGUGGCCGUACAUCUACCGCCUAACACCGUCACCCAACAUGGCGCCGCAGCUGCAGAACUUCUACCAAACGGUGGACUCGCUGGCAGAGCCCUUCAUCGAUCGGCUUCGCAAGGCCGUUGCCAUCCCGUCUAUCUCCGCCGAAGAAGAACGCCGACCCGAUGUCAUCAAGAUGGGCCACUGGCUCAAGGAGCAGUUGGAAGGGCUUGGAGCACACAUGGAAGCUCGUGAACUGGGACCACAGCCACACAAGGAGCACCUGGCGCUCCCGCCAGCCAUCAUCGGCCGCUACCCAGCGCAGAAGGAUCCCAGCAAAAGGACCAUCCUCGUCUACGGACACUACGAUGUGCAGCCGGCGAACUUGUCUGACGGGUGGGCCACGGAGCCCUUCGAGCUCAGCGUCGAUGACAAGGGCAGAAUGUAUGGUCGUGGCAGCACAGACGACAAGGGACCAGUCUUGGGCUGGUUGAAUGUCAUCGAGUCACAUAAGAAGGCCGGGAUCGAAUUCCCUGUCAACCUGCUCAUGUGUUUCGAAGGCAUGGAAGAGUAUGGGUCAGAAGGUCUGGACGAUUUCAUCAUCGCCGAGUGCAAGCCCGGCAAGUUCUUCGAGGACGCCGACGCUGUCUGCAUCUCGGAUAACUACUGGUUGGGCACCGAGAAGCCUUGCUUGACCUAUGGCCUGCGAGGCUGCAGCUACUACUCCAUCGAAAUCAGCGGGCCUGGUCAGGAUCUUCACUCUGGAGUGUUUGGAGGGACAGCACAAGAACCCAUGACCGACCUGGUGCGCGUCAUGGGUAGUCUCGUGGACACGGAUGGUAACAUUCAGAUCGAGGGUAUCAAGGAGCUUGUCGCUCCGCUCACAAAAGAGGAAGAGAGCCUGUACACAAACAUCGCAUUUACCAUGGACAACCUGUACGAAUCGCUAGGAAGCAAGACUGGCAUCUUCCCUGAUAAGGAGCGAACAUUGAUGGGGCGAUGGAGAUAUCCCUCCCUUUCGCUGCAUGGUGUCGAGGGCGCCUUCUCAGCUCCUGGCGCGAAGACUGUUAUCCCCGCCAAGGUGACAGGAAAGUUCUCCAUCCGCACCGUACCGAACAUGGAGCCAGAGGACGUCGACAAGCUUGUCUAUGCCCACGUGGACAAGGUCUUCAAGUCCCUGAACUCCAAGAACAAGAUCAACUGCUACCUGCAGCAUGCUGGCAAGUGGUGGGUCGCAUCGCCUAAACACUGGAACUUUACUGCUGCUGCCAAGGCUGUUGAAGACGUGUGGCACACCAAGCCUGACCUCACGCGAGAAGGUGGCAGCAUCCCCGUCACCUUGACAUUCGAGCAGGCCACCGGGAAGAACGUGCUGCUCCUACCCAUGGGCAGCUCCACCGAUGCCGCGCAUUCCAUCAACGAGAAGCUCGAUCGUCGAAACUACAUUGAGGGCAUCAAGUUGCUCGGAGCAUAUCUGCAUUACGUUGCCGAAGAGCCAAUGCAGGGUUAGAGGCGCAAUAGAGGCAGGAGCGUGGCAUAUUGCUUGCUUUGUCAGUGCCUGCACUCUUGCACCAAGUCGCGAGCAACAUCCCGCGCUGGAAUGGAAGUGCUGUGGCGCUUCGCGUAAGGCUAAGCCAACAACAGCGGAAAAGCUGACGGAUGUCAUCAGACCAGGCCACAACGUAACAGGCCUGAGAGGCACGAAGAAACACAACAUGGGCGUGGUCCAAUUCGUGUCAGAUACUGAUAUAGGAGCGCAGCUCAAUAUUCCUCAGCGAUCAUGCUAUCAAGAACAAACAUGUCCUCAAAAUACUGUUGUUGUAGGGAAUAUCGGCGAUGUUGCAAAAUCCGGAAUGCUCUCCGGGAUAAGCUGACUGCGGGCAAAACAGGCUGUCUCACCAAUGAAGCCGGUCGCGAACAAGCCGCAAAAGGCGCACUCACAAAAGUUUCCAAUGAUAGCACUU
Messenger RNA from Cercospora beticola, 2088 nucleotides. It is a transcript of the gene DUG1, whose product is annotated as metallodipeptidase. Gene Ontology annotation, biological process: proteolysis. Gene Ontology annotation, molecular function: metallodipeptidase activity. Lineage: Eukaryota; Fungi; Ascomycota; Dothideomycetes; Mycosphaerellales; Mycosphaerellaceae. The record is from RefSeq and is a predicted model, not a curated record.